Molecule: messenger RNA, 604 nt
Organism: Orbicella faveolata
Lineage: Eukaryota; Metazoa; Cnidaria; Anthozoa; Scleractinia; Merulinidae
Product: E3 ubiquitin-protein ligase SHPRH-like
Biological process (GO): protein polyubiquitination; DNA damage response
Cellular component (GO): nucleus
Molecular function (GO): ATP binding; ubiquitin protein ligase activity
Source: RefSeq, a predicted model, not a curated record
CGUCCCUCUUGAAUGGGGUACGUUUGUUUUGCAGGAAGUGGUGGGAGGUCAAUGCGAUACGACAAGCGAUAUGUAGCACUACCAAGCCCUCUAACAGGGGUCAUGUUUUGGCGCAUUUGUCUUGAUGAGGCGCAGAUGGUGGAGAGUACAACAGCCAAGGCAGCAGAAGUAGCACUACAUUUGAGCAGUGUACACCGGUGGUGUGUCACAGGAACACCAAUACAGAAGGGACUAGAAGGUAAUGCUAGAAGGUUACCUGUACGGCAAGUGUUCCCAUACAAGCAAAGGGUUCCUUGCUUACUGGUCCCCGGAAAAUUGGGGCAAGAGCACAAAACUGAUGAAGAAGGUGGUGAUGGGGGUGGUGAAUGAAUCCUUGCACAGUCAGAAUAUGGAGAAAGCUCUUUCAUUUGUACAGGAAUGCUUACUAUGCAGGUUACAUUGAGGUUACGCCAAGACCAACUGAUUAUCACCCAUUGUCAUUAAUGAUAUCAAUGAAAUGUCCAUUGACUUUGGUUAGAUAUUUAUGGUCUGCUGUUGUUUCUUGGUGUUGAUCCAUACUGUCAUCAAAAAUGGUGGAAGGCCUUACUGUAUGAACCAUACAGGA